Brenthis ino (lesser marbled fritillary) is the source of this 663-nucleotide messenger RNA. The record is from the annotation of a GenBank genome assembly. Lineage: Eukaryota; Metazoa; Arthropoda; Insecta; Lepidoptera; Nymphalidae.
AUGGCAAAGAAACGAAUUAAAAAUAAUGACAAGAAGAAGAAAGUCAGUUUAGUUUUCGAUGAAGCCAAGAGAAAAGAUUUUCUCUGUGGAUUCCGAAAAAGAAAAUUAGAAAGGAAAAAGAAAGCUCAAGAGGAACUUCAACGUAUGUUAAAGGAAGAAAAACGACGAAUUAAGCAAGAGAAUAAAGAAUCAUACAAAAAACUUGUAGUAUCUAGUCGUCCUAUUCCAGACAUAGAACAAUUGCUUCAAGAAGAAUAUGAAGAUGAGGAUGUAAAUGUUAAGAUUGUAGAACUUUCAUCAGAAACUCUUCAGAAAAAAGACAUAGUCAUUGGAGAAAAUAGGCCUAAGGAAAAUUUAGAAAAUAAAAAAGUAAAAGCAAACACAAACAUUAAAUUAAAUAAUGAAAUUCCUGGCAUGAGUUCACAUGAACAAGACAAUUCUGACAACACAGCAGGUGAAGAGGAAGAUGGAGAGCAAUUAAAAACCAAAAGAGAAGUAAAAAAAAUACUUAAAAAUCAAGCAACAAAGAAAUUGCAAAAAAGUAAAGUUUACCAGAUGAAAUCAAAACUUGAGAGAAUACAAAAUAGAAAAAAACAAAAGAAAAAGGUUAAAUCAGAUCAGCGGAAAGAAAAAGCCAAAAAGAAGAAUCAUAAGAAAAAACAU